CAGGUUACUGUGGCUGUGACUGGGUCUGUCGUCUGGGCUGUGUUGACUUGCUCCUCUCUGGAUGCUUUGGAAGAACUGGUGGACAGCUGAGAGCUGCUAGCUGUCAGCAGAGCUCUGGUGUUUUCAGCCGCCGGCUGCAUCUGGGACCUUAUCUACUGACAUUUGGCAAAAUUUUUGGAUGGAGCAGUUGUGAUCCUACACCCUUAAAUACCAAAGGCUGGAGGUUUGAUCUUGGUCAAUGUAUAUAGCACUUACCUCAACUCCACCAGAAAUGAAUGCCAACAAUAUGCCUAAACAAGUUGAGGUGAGGAUGCACGAGAGUCACCUGGAGCCAAUUGAGGCCAGGCCUCAGUCCAAAUGUGCCAAAAUCUGCUCCAAGCUGUUCAAGAACCUUCUGCUCACACUCACCGUCCUCGGUGUGAUCUUGGGAGCUGUAUCAGGGAUGUUGCUUCGUGUUGCCUCCCCGAUCCACCCAGAUAUUAUCAUGGUGAUUGCUUUUCCUGGAGAUAUCCUGAUGAGGAUGCUGAAGAUGUUGAUCCUGCCACUCAUCAUCUCCAGUUUAAUCACAGGUCUGGCCGGUUUGGAUGCCAAAUCUAGCGGUCGCUUGGGCACCAGAGCUAUGGUCUACUACAUGAGCACCACUAUUAUUGCUGCUAUCCUGGGAGUCAUCCUGGUGUUAGUCAUCCACCCUGGCAACCCCAAACUGAAGGAGAAUCUGGGCGAGGGCGAGAAAAAUGAUGAUGUGUCCAGCUUGGACGCCUUCUUUGAUCUGAUCAGGAACCUGUUCCCAGAGAACCUGGUGCAGGCUUGUUUCGAACAGAUUCAGACCGUCACAAAGAAGGUAGAGGUGGUUAUUGAGGAGGAUGUCAAUGCCACCACCGUGGAGGGCCUGUUGGCUAACAUUACCAAGGAGCCCCAGUACACCAUCAAAAAGUCCCUACAGUUCAAAAGUGGCAUGAAUGUUCUGGGUCUGAUUGGUUUCUUUAUUGCAUUUGGCAUCUGCAUGGGCAAGAUGGGAGAGAAGGCAAGGCUCAUGAUUGAAUUCUUCAACAUCCUCAAUGAGAUUGUGAUGAAACUUGUCAUCUUGAUCAUGUGGUACUCUCCCUUCGGUAUUGCCUGUCUCAUUUGUGGUAAGAUCAUCUCCAUCAAGGACCUGGAGGUGGUGGCCAGGCAGCUGGGCAUGUAUAUGGUGACUGUGAUUAUUGGCCUCAUUAUCCACGGAGCAAUCUUCCUGCCCAGCAUCUACUUUGUUAUCGUCAGGAAAAACCCCUAUACCUUCUUCCUGGGCAUCUUCCAGGCCUGGAUCACUGCCCUGGGGACAGCCUCCAGUGCUGGUACAUUGCCUGUCACCUUCCGUUGUCUGGAGGAGAACUUGGGUAUUGACAAAAGAGUCACUCGUUUUGUGCUCCCAGUCGGUGCCACCAUCAACAUGGAUGGAACUGCUCUGUACGAGGCUGUUGCAGCCAUCUUCAUUGCCCAAAUGAACGGCAUCUACCUCGACCCUGGUCAGAUUGUCACUGUCAGUCUGACAGCCACCCUGGCCAGUGUUGGAGCAGCCAGUAUUCCCAGUGCCGGCCUGGUGACUAUGCUCUUGAUCCUGACUGCUGUAGGCCUGCCAACCCAAGACAUCAGUCUGCUGGUUGCUGUUGACUGGCUGCUGGAUCGAUUCAGGACCUCAGUGAACGUGGUGGGUGACUCCUACGGAGCAGGCAUCGUGUACCACAUGUCCAAGGCAGAGCUUGAUGAGCUGGACGCGCAUGCGGCUAAAUCAGACGACAUUGAAAUGAUGACGAAGACCCAGUCUUAUUACGAUGACAUGAAGAACCACCAUGAAAACAAUUCCAACCAGUGCGUCUUAACCGCUACCGCUACCGCUACCACAACCGCUACCGCCACUCCUAACAAUUCUGUUGUAGUAGAUGAAUGCAAGGUAACCUCAGCUACUAAUGGCUCUGCUGCGGAGUGCACGCUUGUUGAGGAGGAACCAUGGAAACAUGAAUAAUGGCAGCACAGAGAUCCCCUGCUCCCAGGCUCCACAAGCUUUCCUACCUGGUGAUAAAAAGAGUGAAUGAAAAAAAGUCACACGAACAGAACUACUAAUUGUUUUUUUAUGUAGUUUAGUUUUCUUUUCUUUUCUUUUUUAUUAGUCCCUUUAAAGGUUUUUGUAACUGUCUAUCUAACUGAUACUAAUUCACUUAACCGUGAAAUGAUAACAGAGGUAUACUUUACCUGUUAGAGCACAAUUAUAUCCUAUAUAGCAGAUACUUGCACAACAUACUUCAAGGCUUGGGGAGGGAAGGAAGAGAAAAAAGAGUUAGAUAAGCUAUUCCUUGCAAUACAUCUUGGUUCUACAUUUAUGAGAUGAGAGAAGAUGUGACUGUUUAACAUGGGAUGCACUGAGCUCAUCUUCUAUGUUUCAUAUGAAGAUUCAUUAUUCUAAUGCCAGAAGAUGAGUGGGAGUUAGAGCAUUAAUCAUGACAACCAAUGUAAUGUUUGUACUGAACUUGCUUGCUUUACAUUCCUGUCAGUUCCAUCACAAUGUGUGCAUAAGGCAUUUUCCUCUCCAGCUCAGUCUCUCAUCUAAGAACAUCACUUUUGAUUCUUAAACUGUCAGAGCUUUUAAAUUGGAUCUGACUGCAUUUGUCCAAUAUUACUCACUAUCCCUGAGGUCCAGCAAACUGAUGAAAGGGUAGGAGGCAAGGAGAACUAUAAUGAACAGGAAAACCACACUGAGCCUCUUAAGCUACAAGCACAGUCACAGUGGAAUUAGAAAGCACAAAUCAUACCAUGGAUCCUAUUUUUUUUAACCCCCCUUUUGUUUUCCUUUUUUUUUUGGUUUACUGUAAAGAAAAGGGACUUUUUUGUUUGUGUCACCUCUUGAGUGAGCUAUAAAACUUGUUUGUGCAUGUGUGUGUCUGCGUGUGUGAUAGAGAGAGAGAGCUGGGGUUAAGAACAUGACCAGGUCAAUUAUAGGGAAAAUCAAUCAACUCACAGAGGCCUUUGAACUGCCUCCAAGAUGUCAUUCUCAACACAUUUUUUCAGUAUCUUACAUCGAUGUCCAUUAAUAACUGGCUGGCACAGCAGUUGAUAUUACCACUUUUUCUGAUGAAACCUAAAAAAAAAAAAUCACUGCCCUGAAUAUGAAACUUUAUAUAAUACUUUCCCUUUCCCCAAAAAUAACUUUGUGAUGCCAAUGAAAUUAAAAUUAAAUUAGCGUCAAAAUGAUUGUAAAAACAAACAAUAAUAAGGAAUUGACAAAUCUGAAAUUGUAGCACAAAAAAGAGAUUAUAUAGAGCACAAACCAAGUGGUAGAGCACAAAUAAAGCCCAAAUCCCAAUGUGAAUCAUUUUCAGUCAGUGGCAUAAUCAAAGUCAAGCACAUUAUUGUUCCUUGUCGACACUGAUCGUAUUACAAGUUUAAAAAAUUAUUUUAAAAACACAAUAAGGGACAGCAAAAGAUUCUCAGGCUUGUAUGUUUACUCUUUUACAGGUAAAAAAAAAUGUUGUAAUCCUAAAAUGUUUACUUGCUCACUAGAGCUUCAAGAAAAUGGCCUCUUAACAGCACAACCUUUGAAAGUGUUGACUCCAAAGAUGGAGACAGUGUACUGCUAAGGUAUUUGUUGAAAGAGAGUAAUUUUAUAAUAUGAUAAUAAGUUGGGAAGGGAAGUUCCCUGGAACAUACAGGAAGCACACACACAUAUUUCAGACGACAUUCCAGUGGCUGAGUGAUCCUUCAACCUAUGUACUCUCUGAAAGCACAUGCGCGGUUAUUACUGAACACUGACAGAGUACACAAGGUGAACCACCAGAAGAAUUUUAAAAACAAAACGAAGGAAGAAGUAGCGCAGUGCUCGGCUGUCAGAUGGAUUCUUGGCUUGCACAAACAUAAUUGAUAUUACACUCUUCGGGGAGGCUUGCCAGCUUUUUGUUUAGCCAGACCUAAAAAGGUAAACAACAAUAUAUUUUAGCCACCAGAGCUCAAGACUGUUUCUACAAACCCUAGAUGCUGCAGCUGUGUGUCCAUAUUGGUGCAAAGACGUUUUAGGAAACUCAGAACAGGACAAUGGACACUUCACAUGCAUUAUGCCAGAAUGUUUCCAACUAUCAGGUAAUAAAAAUAUAUUCCUCUCAUAAAACCAAAUGGCUUAAAAAAAGACAAAGACACAAACAAAGCUGGACUACUGGCUGUUAAUCUUUUUUAGCCUGUGUGAGUGAGAGGUGAGACUUCUGUGACGUGGGUGUGGAUUUGAUUUCUUUAUCAGUAUUGUGUCCUUCUCUCCUGUCUUGUUUCUUUUCAUUUGUGCUUAAUGACAACCUUGCCUUGAAGAUGUUCCCUUCAAACAAAUGCCAAUUAAAGUAACACUAGGGAACUUAACAAAACACGUAGUACGACACUCUGUCUUUUAGUUCCUGAAACACAUUCUCAGAAGACGUCUUUCACUUUGCUUUUUUAAGCUCGGCUAACAAAAGUAUGCUCUGAUACAACACAGAGCACACUUAGUUUUCUGCGGUACACACUGCGCAGACUGAUGCACACCAUACACACGAAAACAAGCAUGCAGACACACUCACACACAUUCACCUGAUUUUUUUCUUUCAAACGCACACGUAUAAACACACGCGCAAACACUCUUAAACCUCGAAGGUCACUUUUAUAACUGUAAUCAGCUAGCCGCAGAGCACAGCACUGACACCCUAACGGGCCCUUUGAACCUGAUCUUUUGACCUUGUGAUCUUCAGGAGAAAAAAAAAAUCUCUCCAGUAAGGAGAUAUAGCAGACCAUAGUGUCAUCGAUGGGGAUUGAGUGUUGGACCACUAUUAUGUUCAAACUCACGGUUUUAGAAGCAUGAAUAAAAUACAAUGAUAAUUAUUUUUUUCAACACUAUCUUAAAAGCAUGAUAUUUUGAAGUGCCUCCUUGCACUUUGUGUAUAUAUUGUAGGUAACAGAUGUUUUUUUUGUUUGUUUUGUUCCUUUUGUUUUCUUUUGGGGGGCAUUGAAAUGGUAGGAAUAUAGGUUCAUUGCUGUGACAUUUUUAAUGUAAUCCUCUAGAAAAAAAAUAUCAUCUAUGUCCUGAGUAAAAUUAAACUAGACAAAAUGUAUAGAGAGGAUAUUGUGUAAUAAAUUGCUUGUUUUUUUAUUCUCUAAUAGCUGUUAACUAGUUGUUUUACUUACCUGUCACACACCAAUAUAUAAAUAUCUUUUUUUUAAAUCUAAUGUAAGCAUUUUGAAUGUUUGUUCCAUGAAGAUAUAAGCAGUGUGCAUUCAUUUUCAUUGUACAUAAAUAAAUAUAUAAUUGUUCUGUUCAGUGGCACUGCAGAAUUUUCCGGAAAUUACAGUGAUCCUGAAGCAAACACUGUUUGCAUGAAGAAGAGAGAGAAAGAGAGGGAAGAAAAAAGAGAGAGAAAGAGAGCGAGGGAAAGUUUCUGGUUUGACAAAGGGGGCCAACAUGAGUUAUUUUGGUGGGAAUUACUGUGAAAAAGGUUGCCGAAAAGAGAGACAAAUAAAGAAAAAGGUCAAAUUUGCCCUGUAUGUAGGAUAGAGUGAGGAAUCAAACACAGCCUAGUAGUUGAUUUGAGUGAAAGAACAAACAACAUCAAAUGUAUUCAAAUGCCUGUUCCAAUAUAGAGCAACAUUCCUCAGGUGACUCAUCUGAACCAUUUUGUCUUUUUAAUGGAGAAAACUGGCUUUAGUCUCAGGCAUCUUUGUUUACUUGGUACAUGUGCAUUUAAAGCUGCAAGACAUGGAUAUCUAGAUUCUGUGUUUCCCUGUCUACAUGCCACAACUUCACACAUUUGACUUCUGAUCUGCCAUCAACAUCAUGGAGGUUUAUAGAAAUACCACUUGGUAAACUGCCUUUACUCCACUUGCCUUUUUUGCUUUCUACACAGAAACUAUAUGCACGCACAAACACCUAGAACUUGCUGAGCUAAAUGGUAUAUUAAAUGGAAAUUGACUGACACAGUAUUUCAACAAAGAGCCAGGAUAUCUUCAAUCUUGUCCUUUUCUGUGUCCUUUUGAAGAAACUCCUAAACAGAGCUGAUAACCUGUCUCACUCCUGCCUACAACUUGCUUUCCUGAUCUUACUUUUCUAGGCCUUCCCUCUUUGUAAAGCUGUUGUAAUUUUGAUGUAAAGGCAGAGUGUAUGUGUGGGGGAGAUUACUCUAUCGAGAAAAUAAGACAAAAAAAAAAAAAAAAAAACAUGAAUUCUUUCCUCGGUCUAUGGCAUACAUAAAAAGUCUGUUUCUACAUAUCAAUAAGUGUUGUACCUUUGGUGUACAUAUACAAAUAUAACUAAUAAAUGUUGAUUCAUAACUAAA
Messenger RNA from Siniperca chuatsi (mandarin fish), 6317 nucleotides. It is a transcript of the gene slc1a2b, whose product is annotated as solute carrier family 1 member 2b. Gene Ontology annotation, cellular component: plasma membrane. The coding region runs from base 239 to 2002 and encodes 587 amino acids. Gene Ontology annotation, molecular function: neutral L-amino acid transmembrane transporter activity; glutamate:sodium symporter activity; L-glutamate transmembrane transporter activity. The record is from RefSeq and is a predicted model, not a curated record. The transcript has 11 exons. Lineage: Eukaryota; Metazoa; Chordata; Actinopteri; Centrarchiformes; Sinipercidae. Gene Ontology annotation, biological process: L-glutamate transmembrane transport.